Pseudomyrmex gracilis is the source of this 3426-nucleotide messenger RNA. RefSeq names its product aminopeptidase N-like. The transcript has 13 exons. Lineage: Eukaryota; Metazoa; Arthropoda; Insecta; Hymenoptera; Formicidae. Gene Ontology annotation, cellular component: cytoplasm. Gene Ontology annotation, molecular function: zinc ion binding; peptide binding; metalloaminopeptidase activity. Gene Ontology annotation, biological process: proteolysis; peptide catabolic process. The coding region runs from base 182 to 3076 and encodes 964 amino acids. The record is from RefSeq and is a predicted model, not a curated record.
CAGAGAUGUUUAUAUCGUGACACGUAGAUAUUAGUCGUCAGGAACGAUCGGGUCUUAGUUGUCGAGGAAUUCUCGAAGAGUGAAGAUCGCGCAAUACGUUUUCAAUUUUGUGUACUAGUAGUUCGCAAUAAUAUUCAUACGAGAUUUAUGUUUUAAUGCAUUGACUUUCAUUAUACAAAAGAUGAUACGCAUUACGCAGAUGCUUAUAUUCUUAGGAGCAAUAACCUUAAUAUUUGUCACUGGAGUUGCUUCUUCCACUGACCAGAAGUUAUCUCGGACAUCGCAGUGUAUACAACCGAUAAAUUAUACAAUUUCUUUAGAAAAACAAAACACUUCUCUUACCAUUAAUUCUACGGUUGUGCUAAACGUGUCAUGUGAACAAAAAGACAUACGAUUACAAAUCGGACGGUAUUGUUAUAUACAAAAUGUGUAUGUUGAAACUGAAAUUCUGUAUGACUAUAUAUCACAUUGGGAAGUUACUGUAUCAGAGGUAACUACUAUCAAAAAUCGAUUCAAAAAUGUGGAUAUUAAUCCCAUAAAAGAAAACAAAAUUCCUCCAAACGUGUUUAUACUUAAACAACUGGAAAAACCNGUAAGAUCUGGAAAAUAUGUGAUAACUUCGAUGUAUAAAUGUAAUUUAACGGAGGUUGUCACGGUUGACCCGUACAUAAGUCAAACUGAAACGAAAGAAUUCCUGCUCUUAUCGCGUAUUCCAAAUGAAUGGAUUUUUCCAUAUUGGGAACAUCCAGCAUCUAAGGCUAGAUUUACCAUUCAAAUUAUACACAAACACAGUGAUACAGCUCUUUCGAACAUGCCUACUGAAUAUUGGGGUCCGGUAAUAAACGCGUUCAAAACAACAUUUUUCACCACACCUCUAAUAUCUACGCAUUUGGUUGCAUUUGUUGUUAUACCGAAUGUAUAUAACACAACUACGAUAUCAGGAAAUAACGUUACCAUUAGAAGCAGCUUAGAAAUGAGAAAUGACACAUACUAUGCACGAACUUUUCUUAUUAAUAUCUUCAUAAGUCUCAGAAACAUGUGGAAUGAUAUCAUACCACGGUCGCAUGUUUAUUACGUGCUACUGCCUUUAACCUCUAAUCGUUACGAAAGUAUGAUAACUCCUGGAUUUGUUUUUUUGAGUGAAGUUAACAGUAUAUAUAACAGCGAAGUAGAUUCAAUUAUUAAACAAAAAGAAGUAACAUGUUUCAUAGCAAGAAAUGUGAUACAAGAAAUGUUCAGUGAGUGGGUAGCUACAUUUAAUCAAUCGGAUUCUUGGUUUAUCGAAGGAUUUUCAACAGUUUAUGGAGUUUAUAUUUGGGACAAGAGUUUAAUGAAGUCAAUUGUGGUCCAGACACGACGAAACGUUUUGGAUUAUGCAGAAGCAUUUAGUACAUAUGAUUUUGCAAUUCAAGAAAAAUCUUGUACAGCUCGAAAUUCAACUGUUAGGAAAAUGUGGCGAGAAAGAGCAUUCGGCAUCUUUUAUAUGCUUAGUCAUAUCUUCGUUGAAGAAGAUUUCUUAUAUACUUCUAUGUUUAAACAGGCCGUAAACUUAUAUUAUAACACUGACACAAUAUCAGAUAACAUAUAUAAGGACUUAUCAAUUCUCAAUAAGCUAUGGUACUGGAAUUUUGAGGCGUCCUUAAAUAAGGCUACAUACUUUCCGAAAUACAUAAAAAGAAUACUAACUGUAUGGACAGCAGAAGUUGGUUAUCCUGUGUUAUAUGUAAAACGAGUCAAUGAUACACAGGUAGCAAUAUCUGUCAUAGACUGUUUUACUGUUGAUCACAAACAGCAGUGCGAACUAAAUUGGUGGAUACCUGUGACUGUUACAAAAAUAAUGGGGACAAAAGUUACUGUUAUGUAUUAUGAUCUCCUAACACCAUACAAAAAGUAUAUUAUUUUAUCGCUUUUUAAUAAAAAUGAGUUUGUCAUCGUCGCGAAUUCUGCUGGUUAUCGCGUCAACUAUGACCGUGAAUCUUGGACGAACAUUGAUUUUUCCUUACAAACUGGUGAUCUGAAGAUUACAGAUUUAAAUGAUGUCACUGUAGCACAAAUAUUAGACGAUGCUUUCUAUUUUUUGGUGCAAAAUACAGAAUAUAACGACAAUUCUACUUCAGAUAAUAGUGAUCUAAACAUAUAUCUAAAAAUUGCAAGCAAUAUAUUUCGUGUACACAAUUCCUACAUAAUGUGGUAUCCUAUAUUUUUUGCUCUUGAAAACAUGUCCAAGAUUUUUCCGUUUCCAGAAAGUAUUCUUUCCAGAAAUAUCAAGGAUAAGCUUCUGAUAAUAUUGGAUAGAUUUUUUGAUAAUAUAUCAUAUACACAGUAUUCGGAAAAUAGUGUCAAUAAUCAGUUCUAUCAUGAAGUUUUAAAAUGGACAUGCAUUCUCGGUGAUUUAAAAUGCAUACCACUUAUUAAUGGAACAUUAGAAUGGCAUUUUAAAAAUCCUGCACAAAACAAACUUUUGCCAAGUUGGCAGAAAUGGAUAUAUUGCCAAGGAUUAAUGUUAGAAAUGGUCGCUUAUGAUAAAUCUGCGUUGUGGCAAAAAAUUUUUAACAUAUACCAGACACAAGGAAAAGAAACAGGAUUCUUAGAAUUUUUGCCUUGCUCUAGAAAACCUGAGGACAUUUAUAAUUUUCUCUAUUUUUUUAAUCGUAACACUGUAUCAAUACCUGGAAAUAGUUCGAAUACAAAAAAAAAUAUUACUGAAAAUAUUAUAAAUGCAGAGAAAAGUGUUACUGUUUCUGUACUUUUCACUAUAUUUACUUUGCAGUCAAAAACUACUUCCGUGCUAAAUAAUAUACGAUUCGGACUGCAAACUGGAAUAGUAAGAGGCGUGAACAUACAAUCAAUAAUAAAUUGUAUUAUUAACAACAUAUAUUCACACUACGACUUGUCAAAGAUUACUAACGAAAUGUUCUUACAGAAAUUGGUGCGUAUAUACAUGAUAAAGGAACCAUAUGUUCUCGAUGCCAUUAAAGAAAAAGUUGAAUAUCGUCGUAAUUUUUUAAGUAAAAUGCAACCUAUAAUCCGUGAUAGACCCCAGUAUAUUUUUAAUUAUAAACACAUGAAAAUAUAAAGUUUCUUUUUUCUGAUUUUUUUGCAUGUAAACAAACGAUUUUAGUUAAACGAAUUUACCAGUUAAAUGUAUCGUCAUUUGUAAGUUUCUUUGUUUAAAUAAGUUAUAAGUUAUGAUAACAAACUUUGCUAAUUAUGAUUAAAAUCGGAAAUACACUUUUUGGAUUUUAAUAUGUAAUAAGGAGUUACUCAUAAAAUGAAUACGUUUUGUCAUUAAUAAUACUUAUAUAUUGAAUAUGUAUAUGUAUAUUUAUGUACAGCACACACAUAAACAUAUGAAUAUACACAUUGCUAACUAAACGCACAGUAUCUAAGUAUAGAAAUUAAUGACAGUAAGAGAAAAAUUUAUAU